This is a messenger RNA of Rhodotorula toruloides NP11, 1947 nucleotides long. Its product is annotated as putative actin-binding protein. Gene Ontology annotation, molecular function: actin filament binding. Gene Ontology annotation, cellular component: cortical actin cytoskeleton; site of polarized growth; actin filament. The transcript has 7 exons. Gene Ontology annotation, biological process: regulation of actin filament polymerization. The record is from RefSeq and is a predicted model, not a curated record. Lineage: Eukaryota; Fungi; Basidiomycota; Microbotryomycetes; Sporidiobolales; Sporidiobolaceae. Bases 1 to 1947 code for a protein of 648 amino acids.
AUGGCUGGCGUGAGCUUUUCGGCACCGAACUUGCUGCAACCGUACAAGGAAGUGCUCUCAGGAGGCCAGAACGACUGGGCGCUCUACACGCUCGUUAGUAAUCAGGGAGGCUUCUCGACCGAGCUCAAGUUUACCUCGAGCGGCUCUGGCGGACUCGAGGAGAUCGAGGACGAGUUCAACGAUGGCAAGGUCAUGUAUGGCUUUGUCCGCGUCAAGGAUGCCAACAGCUCGCUCCCGAAGUUCGUCCUAAUCUGCUGGCUUGGCGAAGGCGUUCCCGACUCCCGCAAGGGUCUCUUCCCGACGCACUCUGCCGCUGUCGCGAAGCAGCUCCAGGGCGCUCACGUCACGAUCCAGGCGCGCUCUGACAGCGACAUCACACCGUCACUCAUCCGCAAGCGUGUCGCCGACUCGUCAGGCGCCAAAUACUCGGUCCACAACGAGCCUGCCCAGCGCUACGUCGCGCCUGCUCCCGUCUCGUCGUCCUAUGUACCCGUCGGACGCCCGCAGAUUGCGCAGAGCAAGCCUGUCGCGCCGCCGACGCCGGUCGGAACGAGCUACGACUCGAAGCGCAACGAGCUUGCUGAUAUUCGGGCUGCUCAAGCCGCCAAGGCAGCCAUCCCGAAGCCUGCCACAGCGCCUUCGACGUCCGGCAUGACGGCGUCCGAGCCCGCGACGCCUCCUCCGUCGCACAAGCCAUCUGCGCCCAUCGCCGCUCCUUCGCCGCCGAUCAUUCCCUCCGCGCCGCCUGCCGCGCCACCAACCUCCGCUCGCGCAUCUGAGCAGAUUCCCGACCGCCCUGGACCUGUCGGCUCGACCUGGCAGCCCGUCUCGCUUCCCAAGCCGGGCAAGCUCGGUAAUCGUUGGCAGGAAGCGGUCUCUUCGUCAGGCAACGACUCGCAGGACGCGUCGAAGCCGAAGGCUGCGUCGGGCCUGACGUGGAGUCAGAGGCAGGAGCUUGCGAAGAAGCAGCGCGAAGAGGAGGAGGCGCAGUCCCGCGCUGCAGGCGAGGCGAACCUCCCGCCUGCUUCGAUGGCAAAGACGGCUGCGGUUGCAGCUAUUGGCGGGACUGCCGCUGUUGGACUCGCCGCCGGCGCUGCACUCGGUGCGGGAGCGGGACUUGCUGGUGCUGCGGCUGUCGGUUUGGGCGCGGCUGCGGUCAGCUCGGCGGUCGAGAGCAAGGAGGACGAGGAGCACGAGGAGCAGGAGCAAGAGGAGGAAUUGAGCAUCCCGCCCCCUCCGCCUCCGCCUCCCGCCCCUCCCGCUCCUCCUGCUCCUCCUGCUCCUCCUGCACCUCCUGCGCCGCCCGCGCCGCCCAUGCGUGCGGCUGAGCCCGAGCCCGAGCCUGAGCCUGAGGCACCGACUGAGGCUGUCGCCGACCUGUCCCUCAGCGAUCUUCCACCUCGUACCGCCACGUCCGGUCAGCGAGCCCGAGUGCUGUUCGACUAUGAAGCCGAGGAGGACAACGAGUUGUCGCUUGCCGAGGGCGAAAUUGUAGAGCAGGUUGACCAGGUCGAUCCCGGAUGGUGGCAGGCAAGCAUCAACGGCAGGACAGGUCUCUUCCCCUCGAACUACGUCGAACUCAUCGAUGAGCCGCAAGAACAAUCGGCUGCAGCUGGCAACGAGGAGGCGGACGAGUCUGCAGCAGAUGCCGGCGCACCGCCUCCUCCGCCGCCGCCGCCUCCUCCCCCUCCUCCUCCUCCCAUGGCGACGCGGCCUGCUGAGCCUGAGCCCGCUCCUGAGCCGGAGCCGGAGCCUGCGGCAGAUGAGGGCAUCGUUGCGGUCGCCCUGUAUGACUACACUGCGGAAGAAGAGGGCGAGCUGACUUUCAUCGAGGGCCAGCGCAUCGUCACCAUCGACAGGCUGGGAGACGAGGGGUGGUGGCAGGGACGGAACGUCGAGACGGGCGAGGUUGGCGUCUUCCCGUCAAACUAUGUCGAGGAGCAGUAG